This is a messenger RNA of Eriocheir sinensis (Chinese mitten crab), 4356 nucleotides long. RefSeq names its product soluble guanylate cyclase 88E-like (gene Gyc88E). Gene Ontology annotation, molecular function: heme binding; guanylate cyclase activity; oxygen sensor activity. Gene Ontology annotation, cellular component: guanylate cyclase complex, soluble. NCBI's taxonomy places the organism in Eukaryota, Metazoa, Arthropoda, Malacostraca, Decapoda, Varunidae. Gene Ontology annotation, biological process: response to oxygen levels; cGMP biosynthetic process; nitric oxide-cGMP-mediated signaling. The transcript has 14 exons. The record is from RefSeq and is a predicted model, not a curated record. The coding region runs from base 12 to 2570 and encodes 852 amino acids.
UGCACCCGGCCAUGUACGGGCUACUGAUCGAGAACUUCAGCGAGUACAUCAAAAACGAUUAUGGCGAGGACAAGUGGGAGGAGAUCCGUCUGCUGGCCGGCAUUGAGCACAUCGACUUCAGCACGCACAAAAUCUACAGUGAAAGCCUCCUGCCGAAGCUCAUUAAGGCCGCUGUCACCGUGCUCGGGGUCCCCAACGAGAAGAUCAUGUUCGGGAUGGGCGGCUUCUUCGUCGAGUUCGUGGGACAGUACGGGUACGACAGGGUGCUCUCCGUGCUGGGCCGCCACGUGAGGGACUUCCUGAAUGGGCUGGACAACCUACACGAGUACCUCAAGUUCUCGUACCCUCGCAUGCGGCCGCCGUCCUUCUUCUGCGAGAACGAGUCGAGCGAGGGCAUGCUGCUCCACUACCGGUCCAAGCGACGGGGGUACGCACACUACACCAUGGGCCAGAUCAAGCAGGUGGCGAGUCACUUCUACAACACUGACAUGAAGGUGGAGCUGGUGCGGGAGGAGCUCAUCUUCGACACCUCGCACGUCACCUUCCAGCUCACCUUCGACAACCGGGCCUACACCAACCAGGCCAACCUCAUCCUCAUCCGCGAGGAGAAGUCAUUGCCGCUCAGAGGAAACAUUCUCUUCGAAAUCUUCCCCUUCUGCAUCCUCUUCGGGAACAAGAUGCAGGUGAAGUACAUCGGUAACAGCAUGAUGCAGAUAAUGCCGGAGCUGGUGGGCAAGAAACUCACAGACUGGUUCGACCUCCUCCGCCCGCACGUCGAAUUCAAGUUCGAAGCUAUCCUCCGGCGCACCAACAACAUCUUCGAGCUCGUUACGGUCAACUCAGUGUUCCAAGCUCAGAAGAAGGUCAACGGUGAGAUCGACUCCAACUCCUCCAACGACGACGAUCCUGAGCACGCCUUCAAGCUCAAAGGCCAGAUGAUCUACAUGGACGAGUGGAAGAUGGUGCUGUUUCUAGGUACGCCCGUCAUGAAGGACCUCGACUCCCUCGUCUACGCCGGCCUCUACAUCAACGACCUCUCCAUGCACGACUUCUCCAGAGACCUCAUGCUGGCGGGGACGCAGCAGUCGGUGGAGCUCAACCUGGCGCUGGAGCAGGAGCAGCACAAGAGCAAGAAGCUGGAGGAGUCGAUGCGGAAGCUGGACGAGGAGAUGAGGCGGACGGACGAGCUGCUCUACCAGAUGAUCCCCAUGCAGGUGGCGCAGCGCUUACGGAAGGGAGAGAACCCGGUCGACACUUGCGAGACCUUCGAGAGCGUGACCAUUCUCUUCUCGGACGUGGUCACCUUCACAGAGAUCUGCAGCCGCAUCACGCCCAUGGAGGUGGUCUCAAUGCUCAACGCCAUGUACUCCAUCUUCGACAAGCUCACCGAGAAGCACAAGGUGUAUAAGGUGGAGACGAUCGGAGACGCCUACAUGGUGGUGGCGGGCGCCCCGGAGCGACAGGCCAACCACGGCGAGAUGGUGUGCAACAUGGCGCUCGAUAUGGUUGAAGCGAUCACCGAACUCACUGACCCCUCCACAGGGAACCACUUGAGGAUCCGCGUGGGCGUGCACUCCGGCAUGGUGGUGGCGGGCGUGGUAGGCCUCAAGAUGCCGCGCUACUGCCUCUUUGGGGACGCCGUCAACACAGCGUCCCGUAUGGAGUCGACGAGCGAGGCCAUGAAGGUUCACGUCUCGCAAACCACCCGGGACAUCAUCUCCAGCAAGUACCACGUGGAGGAACGCGGAGAGAUCACGGUCAAGGGGAAGGGUGAGUGGAACAUGAAGACCUACUGGCUGCUGGACUGUGAGGGCCGCCAGUCUGUCAAGGGUCAGGCCCAGAACAUCGAGAGCGUCGUCGGGGAGGAGCGGCGCGGGUCCACGGCCUCCAGCAGCUACUUCCCCAUCACCUUCCAGGACGUGAAGAAGAGCUCCCUCACCACUGCCACCACCCUCGCGCCCACCACCACCCUCACCACCACCAACGCCGGCAGCAACUCCAAGAACUCUCCCCACACCACCCCCACCAACACGCCCAAAAACAACCCGAUCGUCAUCCCCCACUACCAGAAGCCCCACACGCCCAUCGAGGUGGCCCGGGCGCCCCUGGACAAACCCAGAGGUCGCAGCUUCUCCAACGUGGGAUUCUCAAGCUUAACACUACCGUCUCUUGAAGGUACCACCCCCAUCAAGAGCUCCCCCAUGGAUGAGAAACACUUGGCCUUCCCAUCUGAGUUGGUGGAGCGAGUUCGCAGUACCACGCACGAAAAGCCCAAGAGCCUUUCUACCCACCACGCACACUCCUUCCACUCGAACCACCACCCGAACCACAGCACGCCGCUACCCGAUGUCCUCAUCGACUACCACCACUCCCACGGCGACAAAAUGGCGUCCACCACCCUACACAAAGUGAAGGUCACGCUGGCCACGCCCAUGGACGGCAAGGUGGUGGACAUCACGGGCCAGGCAGAUAUGGUGGAUCGCGGCACCUCCCCCAUCGUGUCUCACACCGGAUGCUCCGCGUUCACCACCAAAAACAGGGUGCAGAGCCACACCUGCCUCAUACUCUAACACCAGCUGCCGGGGCCCCUCCACCUGAAGGCACCUGGAGGCUCACAUUCACUGCCUGGCGUUGGUGGCGUCGAUGCGUCCACCUGCCGAUUGUCGAGACGAAAGGUCGUUGCAGCGGCGCAAGUGGUGGUCGUGAACAAGAGGGCGAGGGACACACAUUGUAUCUUGCCACACCCCUCACGUAUAGUUUUCACUGUCUCACCACACCUUCAUCACACUGUCCGCAGUGCCGUCCGUCCCCGCCGUGGAGAGCAUCGCUGGGCGGCACCCGGCACUCCCCGGCCCCUCGAGCCGUCACACGCUGCGGCACACCACCGGCAGGCGCUGAAGCACGUGGGUGUUCUUGUAGAGUAAAAUAAUGUCUCUAAUACUCUUACUUAGCUCGGUAAAUGUUUUAUACGCAUAUCCCUAUAUAUGAAUAGUACUAAAAUAUAUUUUCCCACCACUGAGAAAGAAUAAAUUGUAUAUACAUACUUCCGUGCACAGCUUCUCAAACUAAACUACUGAAAUGAAAUCACUUAUUUCACACACACACACACACACACACACACACACACACAAGCGGGGAUUCCAGUCAAGGCGAGGCUCGUAAAGCAGCAAGCACCACCACAGAGGCAAGGAGCUGCCCGUCACUCCAUGUAGGGCUGCCGGCGGACCUGCGCAGGAGUCCUCCGAAAGAGCCGCUGUCGUGUGCAGUCACAGCGAAUGACUCGCCCUGUAGGAAGCCUACACACUGUGACAAAUGUGAUUUUUCUGUGUUCAGCAUCACGCGCGCUACACGGAGAUGGGUCUGGCUGAGCCAGGGAACACAUCGCAGAACAAGUUCCUUUGCGCUUGUAGAAAGCUGUUACGUUUUUUGUACACUGAUAAGUAGUUUUCUGUGUAACUUCAUAUAUAUAUUGUUAAUACAUUACAGAAUGUACAUUUAUUGCACAUAUAGAAGAGUAGAUACUAAUUUAUUUAGUGUGUUGUGGGCGCAGCCUCAGGUGGCGGAGGUAGCGGCGAGUCCCUCCGGACGGCGACGACGCCUCUCGCCGCCCGUCCGGGUCUAUGGUCGAGGCCCAGCACGUGGAGACUUUAUCAAAAAGACCAAAGCAUAUGUAAUAGCGAUGUACGCAGAAAUCUCUUGCAGUAGAUGGUUGGCGCAGGCCGCACAAACGGGUGCUUGACUCACCACGCACAGGUAAUCUUACUCUGUCCUUAUAGUCGCGAGGUUGACAAGGGCAGCACGGCAGGACAGCCGGCACAUCAUGUAGGCAGUAAAAUGUUAGAUCAAUCAGUAGUUUUUUUCCACGGCCGCCGAUCGGUGGGCAAGGGAUGAGUGACUUCACUCCACACACAUAGGCGGUACAACAACUUCCCCCUGGUGAUGAGAGGAAGUUUCCAAACGUUACCACAAGGCUGGCACAGGAGGCGUAUCUAUUAACCUUUAACUGACGAGAGCUUCAGUCAGUCAUUUGCAUGGGACUUCAACAAUUGGUUAAGUAAGAAACACGAAGAGUUGCCGGCAGGGUGCCCGCCUCCAGGUACUAGCAUGUGCUGCCACUACGCCCUCACGGUGCUACGGUUGGCAUGACAAUUUCAUAACAAUAAACAAAAUAUACAUUCAGAGUACUUGAAUCCCUUCUGAAGCUUGUCAAAUUUCCGCUGAAUGACUCAAAUAAUUAAUGGUGAGAUUGUAGAGACAGCGGUGGCUACCAACCCUGGGCAUUAACUCAAGUCUCAACACCACCACGUGACGCAUUCUCUCUCUCUCUCUCUCUCUCUCUCUCUCUCUCUCUCUCUC